UAGGUCAAUGUGCCCUUCCACACGUGUUGUGUCUUGUAGAAGUAGCUGUAAGUGGGGGAGUCACGCUUAUAUGUGUGUCGGCAAACUAAUUUAUUCUGUUGUCAUAUACCUGAUUAUUUUCAGACAGUCAUGCUAAAGUCAGUAGUCCGCUCGGUGGGAGCUGCUGUCCGCCUCUCUUCAGCCACCACGUCCACAGCCCGGGCUCUGCCGCUGAGCUGCCCGAUGCUGCGUUCUCUGAGCCCGGCAGUAACACGGCCCUUCACCCGGUCUCUGUGGAUGCUGAACAGCAACUCGUCAGGAUACAGACCCAAACUGUUCAGCUCCAAGGUGCUGAGCCCGUCGGUGUCCUGUGGAUGUGGAGGACUGCACACAGAAGGUGACAAAGCGUUUGGAGACUUUCUGUCUGAUGAAAUCAAAGAAGAGAAGAAGAUCCAGAAAAGCAAAACUCUACCCAAGAUGUCUGGAGGAUGGGAACUGGAGAUGAACGGCACAGAAGCUAAGCUCUCAAGAAGUGUAUCUGGAGAAAAAAUCACUGUCACAUUUAACAUCAACAACAGCAUUCCUCCAAACUUUGAGGAGGAAGUAGAACAAGGACAGCAGAAACCAGCAGAAGAAGAGUCUGAAAUUGUGUCAACACCCAACUUCGUUGUUGAAGUAACGAAACAAGCUGCAAAACAUUCCCUGGUGUUUGACUGCCAUUUUCCUGAAGACGAGAUGAGUCAUGGAGAAGGAGAAGAGGAGAGCGAUAUAUUUGCCAUUCGGGAGGUUAGUUUCCAGCCAGAGGGAGAUACAGAGUGGAAGGAGACCUGCUACACACUCAACACAGACUCUCUGGACUGGGCGCUGUAUGAUCACAUGAUGGACUUCCUGGCUGACCGCGGGGUCGACAACACCUUUGCAGAUGAACUGAUGGAGCUGAGCACCGCCAUCGAGCAUCAAGAGUACAUUAAGUUCCUGGAAGACCUCCAAGGCUUUGUCAAAUGUAAUUAAUGUUAGACAUAAGCUUUAUUUCUGCUAUUCUUCAACACACAUCCUGGCAAAGUUGAAAGUACAAUGAUACAAUAAAACUGAAGCACCGAG
Messenger RNA from Amphiprion ocellaris (clown anemonefish), 1080 nucleotides. RefSeq names its product complement component 1, q subcomponent binding protein (gene c1qbp). The transcript is spliced from 6 exons. The record is from RefSeq and is a predicted model, not a curated record. Gene Ontology annotation, biological process: cytosolic ribosome assembly. Bases 130 to 990 code for a protein of 286 amino acids. Lineage: Eukaryota; Metazoa; Chordata; Actinopteri; Pomacentridae. Gene Ontology annotation, cellular component: mitochondrial matrix.